GAAGACAGCCUUUCUCGGAUCGUCGCAGCUGGAAGACGAGUGUCGUCGAGAGGGAAGGGCAACGAUGAUCGCGAGUGUCCGGUGACGAAACGUGUUCCUGGUCGUUUCUUCUUACGCUUCGAAAACUUUCAAAGGUUGCUCGCGCGUCCAACGUGGCCGAUCACGUUCGAUCGCGUCCGACUUGGUCUCUGUCUCGCAUCGUUCACCGGGGACGCUGACGCAGAGGAGAAACGAGAAAUCGUCAACAUGUGGAUCAAACUCGUUCUUUUAGUUCGUCACGUCUCACAGAGUACCGGCGAGCAUCGCCAGACCGUCGGCGUACAACGACAACGGCGAGGACGACGACAACGACGGCGACGACGACGACGACGACGACGUUGUCGACGUGGAAAGAAAAACAAUCGCGAAGAACGGCAAACACGCGAAGAAGGUUGCACCAAAGUUGGAGAGCUUCGACAAAAACCCGGCCAAUCUCGAGCCGCCGCGACGUUUCGAUUUCGUCGACGAAGACAGAGAGGACAACGCGGCAAAGCGGCAGGUUCGCGUCGAAUUGGAAAACUUUGGCGACACCGGCGUGCUCCACGAGGGCGGUGUCCGUCGAUCGGACGCGCACAGGUCGCGGCUGCAGGGUCAGCGAGACUCGCUGAUCCCCGGAGUGCGCGUCAGG
Messenger RNA from Heterotrigona itama, 667 nucleotides. Lineage: Eukaryota; Metazoa; Arthropoda; Insecta; Hymenoptera; Apidae. The record is from the annotation of a GenBank genome assembly.